Molecule: messenger RNA, 1002 nt
Organism: Coffea arabica (coffee)
Lineage: Eukaryota; Viridiplantae; Streptophyta; Magnoliopsida; Gentianales; Rubiaceae
Product: acidic endochitinase-like
Biological process (GO): carbohydrate metabolic process
Cellular component (GO): extracellular region
Molecular function (GO): chitinase activity
Source: RefSeq, a predicted model, not a curated record
AUGCGGAGCUUUACAAUUGUGUCAUUCGACACUGAGGACUUAGAUAUUCCUCAUCUUGCACUAAAAGAGUCUCUGCUGAUGCUGAAUAGUAACUAUUCUUCAAACUUAGAAAUGCCUUUUGCUCCCUUGUCGCUGAAUGAUGAAUGGUGGCACACCUUGGCUCCCAGGUCCUCAAAAGGCCAAGGAGUUGGGUUCUACUGGGCAAGUCCUAAGGAUGGAAACCUGACUGAGAGAUGCCUCGAUGGUACCUAUGAAUACGUGGCUAUCGCCUGCCUAAAUUUCAAGGGUAACCAAACGAGCAUCCCGCCUUACUGCACCUCCCUAGGUCCUGACAUAGAUAUCUGCAAGGGCCUAGGCAUCAAACUAUUUCUUUCCCUUGGUGGGAGGCCUUUACUUUCCCCUGAUGAUGCUCCGAUUGUUGCAGCUUAUAUCUGUGACGAAUUUUUGAAUGAUGGUUCAGGCCCUGGUCCUCUCGGUGCUACUGUAAAUGGAACAGACUUCCAUUUCCGAAGCGGAUCAAACAAUAGUCUGGAUGUUCUCGCCCAGGCACUCCGAGAUAAUUGCGCACUUGACAAAAAGGUGUACUUAUCUGCAGCACCACUUUGUCGAAUUCCUGACUAUUAUCUUGACGCUGCUAUCAACACUGGCGUCUUUGACUACGUGUGGGUGCAAUUUUUCGGUGAUCCUUCAUGUGAAUAUAGUCCAGGCAAUCCCUUUAACCUCAUCGUAAGCUGGCUUAAAUGGUAUUAUUAUCUACGCAACUAUAAUACUACAUUAUUCCUGGGAUUAACUGGAGAUUCUGCCGCCGAGGGUUACAUCCCAUGUGACCCGCAACUUCUGGAGGUUCUUUUCUUUGUGGUGUGGUUCCCCAAAUUUGGAGGGAUCAUGGUGCUUGAGGGCAAAUACGAAUGCCUUUUUUCCAGUGAAAAAAUCAGGCCUUAUUUUAACUCUGAUGUUCUGGCUUAUGGUAAAAAGUCCAUGAAUAAGUUCCCAGCCAUCUAA